GCGCGAAAUCGCGAGUUCGCGGCGACGAGAUUUUAUCUGUCACCGAUCCUCGAAGAGGAUCUUGUCACAGAUCCAUCCGCGAGUCUCGUCGCCGGGUCCGCGACAGCCGACGAAGGAGGAAAGAAUCGUCGGAGCGAUGCACGUCGCGCGCGACACUGCUCGGACUCCCGUCGUCGCGGGCGACGUUUUUUCACCUUUCCUCGUGUUUAUCCCUCGGAAACAGAUAAUUCGACGUCUCACUCGCGAAACUCGUUUCUACGUACCCGAGUUAGACCGUUGCACGGAAAUUUUAAUCCAAUUCGGAGCAUCUUUCGAGUGGCCGGUUUCGGGCAGCCCAGUGGGGGAGAAAGGGACGACGGCACAAAACAGCUGGUCACGUCAGUGACGUGACGUCACGUCACGUCGCACGCCGGAUCGGAUGGAACUGCGCGAACCGAAAAGAAGAAUGUUGCGUGUCGUGAGCGCGACGCUGCGAGGAAUUGCAGCGAGAGCAACAAAUAUUAAUGUGACAAGUUCUGUUGCUUCAAAAUGUAAUCUCAUUUUCAAUUCUACACAGCAGAGAAACUUUGGAGCAUUAUCAAUCGCUGUCCAGAACUGGACUACUACUAAUCCAGUGCAACAUAAAUCAUUAUUAAAUAAUGCAAUAACAGAAAAUCGUCUAGCAUUGCCAACAGACCCUAUUAAUGUACCAGUAAGAACACUAAUCAAGUUUUCUAUGAAAAAAGGAAAACGAAAAACAGUAAAGACAGUCCUAAAACGUUUUUAUAGAUUACACUGGGGUAUCUGGAUUAGAACAAGAACUGGUCGAAAGAAGCAUCUGUGGAGGAAAACGUACGACAGAAGGAAGAGAUUGCAACAGCAUGUAUUCUGCAAUGCCACGCAGUGCACAAUGCUAGACAAAAUGGUAACCAAAUAUUGGCGUAGACGACAUUAUUAUGUUGACGAUCCAUAUGAACCGUAUCAUAAUCGAGAAGAAUUUAUUUUCACUCGAAAAAGACCACUUCCUUAAUUAUUUCUAUAUAUUAAUUAUUAUGUAAUUGUAAGUGCAGAUUGAA
Messenger RNA from Nylanderia fulva, 1055 nucleotides. It is a transcript of the gene mRpL35, whose product is annotated as mitochondrial ribosomal protein L35. Gene Ontology annotation, molecular function: structural constituent of ribosome. The record is from RefSeq and is a predicted model, not a curated record. Gene Ontology annotation, biological process: translation. NCBI's taxonomy places the organism in Eukaryota, Metazoa, Arthropoda, Insecta, Hymenoptera, Formicidae. Gene Ontology annotation, cellular component: mitochondrion; ribosome.